AUGCACGGCUCUCGGGCGCCAUGGACCCCAGCCGUCGGACAAUCAUGGCAGAUUGUGCUCAAGUCGCCGCUGAAAUUCGGCCCUGACAGUGAGGAGCCGUCCAUCCAGCCCGACGUGGACGUGUACGACAUUGACGUCUUCGAUAACUCUGCCGAGACCAUCGCCAAGCUUCACAGGCUGGGGAAGAAGGUCAUUGGCUACUUCAGCGCCGGCACCUACGAGAAAUGGCGCCCUGAUUCGCGCCAGUUCGGCAAAGCAGACCUGGGCAAGCCCAUGGACGAUUGGGAUGAGCGGUGGGUGGAUGUGCGGAGUGGGAAUGUUCGCGCCAUCAUGGCCAAGAGGAUCCAGCUUGCCGCGGAGAAAGGCUGCGACGCCAUUGACCCGGACAAUGUCGACGGUUACUCCCACAAGAACGGAUUUGGCCUGACCAAGGCAGAUUCGGUUGAUUUCAUCAAGUUCCUGUCUCACGAGGCGCGCAGACACGGCAUGAGCAUUGGCCUUAAGAACGCGGGCGAGAUCAUACCCGACGUUAUCAACGUCGUUGACUUCCAGGUGAACGAGCAGUGUGUCGAGUACAAUGAGGGCCAGACAUUCCAGGCCUUCAUCAAGGCUAACAAGCCCGUGUUUCACAUCGAGUACCCCAAGGGCGCUCCAGGCUCGGUCCGCGCAAAGACGAGAGAAAAGAUCUCUAAUGCUAAAGGCACGCAAGGGUUCAGCACGGUAUUAAAGACGAUGGAUCUCAAUGGGUGGGUUCAGUUAUGUGAUGGCCAACAGUUCACGACGUGGACAGAGGAGUCUGAUGAUAGCGGGUCUGAUGAUGAUGGAUCUGGAUCCAGUGAUGAUGAAUGA
This is a messenger RNA of Clonostachys rhizophaga, 849 nucleotides long. The record is from the annotation of a GenBank genome assembly. NCBI's taxonomy places the organism in Eukaryota, Fungi, Ascomycota, Sordariomycetes, Hypocreales, Bionectriaceae.